AUGUUGGCUCGGACUGUAUUUAAUCAAAUUUUUCUUUUCAAACCGUCGCAGAUUCCAAUUUCUGCAUUAUCUUUAAAUUAUCGUUCAAUUACUACAGCUGCUCGAUUAAAAAAACAAUUAAAAAUUCCAUCAACACCUCGACCACAUAUUGAACGUCCAGCUGGUAGUGAUGAACUUUAUAAACGUUUGUGUGUUGAAGUACGUGGUCAUGAUCCAGCUGUAUUAGAAAGUUAUGAGAGAUUUGUUCGUCUUGUAUCUACAGAACUUGAUAUUCAACCUGUCAAUAUUGAAAAUCCUCUUUUUUUUACCGAACGUUGGACUUUACUUCGUUCAAAAUUUGCUAAAAAAAAAUAUUGGCGAGAAUAUGAAAUUCGAACAUAUUACAAAAAAUUUCAUUUUAAACAUCUAACUGGUUCAACAGCUGAUACAUUUCUUGAAUAUGUUCAACGAAAUUUACCUGAAGGCAUUAUGAUGAUUGUUGAACGAAUUCGUUUGGAACCAUUUCGUGAUAAUCUGGUAUCUCCAUCAUCAUCAUCGUCAUCAACAACAACAUCAGACAACAAUUCUGAACAACAAGAAAAUUCUUGA
Rotaria sordida is the source of this 588-nucleotide messenger RNA. Lineage: Eukaryota; Metazoa; Rotifera; Eurotatoria; Philodinida; Philodinidae. The record is from the annotation of a GenBank genome assembly.